UGUUUUCAUCUUUGUUCCCUGCAACUGGGCUCCCUCGUUGUGAGUUUUUUGUUUCUUUUCUCUGGCAGUAACCAAAUUAUACUGAGUUGGGUCUUUGAGUCUCCCAAUGGGUACUGCUCCAACUCAGUGCCCACCUGGAAUCUCUGCAAAUCUCCAUGCCAAAUUUGAUAACAGAAUUGAAUUUUCAUGCUCCAACUUCCCUUCUACGCUUAAUAUUUCAAAGCUUAACUGCCACCCCAAUUCCAAGGGAUUAGUGAAUAGAAUAUGUUCUUUGCCUGAUAUUGAUGAUUUGUUUUGGGAGAAAGUCCCUACGCCUAUACUCGAUGUGGUUGAAAACCCUAUGCAUUUGAAAAACUUGACUAUCAAGGAACUGAAAUUAUUAGCGGAUGAAAUCCGUUCAGAAUUGUCUUCGAUAAUGUCAAGAACUCAAAGAUCCUUCAAGGCCAGUUUAGCUGCAGUGGAAUUAACGGUUGCAUUACACUAUGUUUUCCAUGCUCCAGUUGACAAGAUACUGUGGGAUGCUGGGGAACAAACAUAUGCACAUAAAAUUCUUACAGGAAGGCGGUUCCUUAUGCCUACUUUGAGACAAAAGAAUGGUCUUUCUGGCUUUUCUUCCCAAACUGAGAGUGAAUAUGAUCCAUUUGGGGCUGGGCAUGGAUGCAAUAGUAUAUCUGCCGGACUUGGUAUGGCAGUUGCGCGAGAUAUUAAAGGCAAGCGAGAAUGUGUAGUUACUGUGAUCAGCAAUGGCACAACUAUGGCUGGUCAGGUCUAUGAGGCCAUGAGUAAUGCUGGUUAUUUGGACUCAAAUCUGGUUGUGAUCUUAAAUGACAGCUGUCAUUCUUUGCAUCCAAAGAUAGAAGAGGGCCCCAAGACAUCUAUAAACGCUCUAUCCAGUACCCUUAGCAGGCUUCAAUCAAGUAAAUCCUUUCGCAAGUUUAGAGAAGCUGCUAAGGUUGUUACCAAAAGAAUUGGUAGGGGAAUGCAUGAACUGGCAGCCAAAGUUGAUGAGUAUGCACGUGGUAUGAUGGGUCCACUUGGAUCAACUCUCUUUGAAGAGCUUGGGCUGUAUUAUAUAGGUCCUGUUGAUGGACACAACAUAGAAGACCUGAUAUGUGUUCUACAAGAAGUCGCAUCUCUGGAUUCAAUGGGUCCUGUCUUGGUUCAUGUGAUAACAGAGGAAAAUCAAGGUUCAGAACAUGACCAAAAGAGAGAGACAGAGGAGAAGCAGCAAGAAGGUUUAAGUCUAAAUGGCACUCGUUCUUUCUCAUACGGUGAACAUUGCCGAACUUACAGUGAUUGCUUGGUGGAGGCUUUGGUUUUGGAAGCAGAGAAAGACAAAGAUAUUGUAGUAGUUCAUGCAGGAAUGGAAAUGGAUUCAUCACUUCAGUUGUUUCAAGAAAGAUUUUCAGACAGGUUUUUCGAUGUGGGAAUGGCUGAGCAACAUGCAGUUACAUUUUCUGCUGGUUUGUCAUGUGGAGGGUUAAAGCCAUUUUGCAUAAUUCCCUCUACCUUCCUGCAGAGAGCUUAUGAUCAGGUUGUCCAUGAUGUGGAUCGGCAGAGGAUCCCUGUGCGAUUUGUCAUUACAAGUGCUGGAUUGGUCGGAUCUGAUGGUGCUUUGCAGUGUGGAGCAUUUGAUAUAACUUUCAUGUCAUGUUUGCCAAACAUGAUUGUCAUGGCACCAUCUGAUGAGGAUGAGCUGAUGCACAUGGUUGCCACUGCUGCCCAGAUUGAUGAUCGGCCAGUUUGCUUUCGGUAUCCAAGGGGUGCCCUAGUCAGGACAGACUAUCCUAUAUGUAGUGGAACUGCUCUUGAGAUUGGCAAAGGAAAAGUUCUUGUUGAGGGCAAAGAUGUUGCUUUACUUGGGUAUGGGGCAAUGGUUCAAAACUGUCUCAAAGCUCAGACCCUUCUUUCCAAGCUUGGCAUUGAUGUCACUGUUGCUGAUGCAAGAUUCUGCAAGCCUCUUGACAUCAAGCUUCUCAGGCAGCUUUGCAAUAGUCAUGCCAUUCUGAUCACUGUGGAGGAAGGUUCUGUUGGGGGAUUUGGUUCCCAUGUUGCACAGUUCAUUGCCCUUGAUGGACAGCUUGAUGGAAGACUUAAGUGGCGACCAAUUGUCUUGCCAGACAACUAUAUUGAGCAUGCAUCCCCCAAAGAACAGCUUGCUCUUGCAGGGCUAACUGGACAUCACAUUGCUGCGGCCACGUUAAGUCUUCUUGGACGGACCCGUGAAGCCCUACUGUUGAUGUGCUAGAAUGUUGUAUAGUUUUUCCUUGUUAGGUUCUUGAUGUACCCCGAGAAGGCUAAACAAAAGGCGGAACAACAGAUUCUCUAGAACAGAAAUAGGGUGAGGGUGAAUUAAUGAUCUUUUUGUAUUGAUGGUUCCUGUAACUUGUACAGUUCUCUAAUAUGUUUAUGUGAUCAUGUGAAUAUCUAAUUUACAUUAGUGUAGUACAGAAUUAUAAAUGAAUAGAUGUCCUUACGCA
Messenger RNA from Theobroma cacao (cacao), 2480 nucleotides. RefSeq names its product 1-deoxy-D-xylulose 5-phosphate synthase 3 (gene DXPS3). Gene Ontology annotation, biological process: terpenoid biosynthetic process. Gene Ontology annotation, molecular function: 1-deoxy-D-xylulose-5-phosphate synthase activity. NCBI's taxonomy places the organism in Eukaryota, Viridiplantae, Streptophyta, Magnoliopsida, Malvales, Malvaceae. The record is from RefSeq and is a predicted model, not a curated record.